UCAGCCCUAGGCAGAAAGAGACUUCUGCACUCACAAGCGAAGGGAAGGCAGGAGGCUGGGGGCUUUUCUGGGCCACAUCAGAGACUUUCAGCAAGAAAGGAAUGCCUCUGUUUCUUCAUGUCUACACAGAAGGGUUUAACAAACAGCGACUUUCAAAUUCUGGAUGUGGAUUAAGCUUGUGAGAAACAUCCCAUUUGUUGUAUCAGAACUACUAAGGAUGGCUCCAAGAAACGUGAUGUUGAAGGGAACACCUAAAUAUUUCUUCAAGCUUGUAGGCGGGGAACUGGACUAUUCUUGGGCUCUCUUGAGCAUAUAGAAUUGCACGUGUUUUAAGUUUCCGGGGAUGAGCACGUAAAUGAGAAAACCAAACUGAGAGCCUCCUCAGAAGCAUGGGGGGAAGAAAGAUGGUGAGAGAUGAGGAAGGCGCCUAUGGCUCAGAGGAUGACUCCAGGGCCCCGCAGGAGCCCCGCCUGAGGCUCAUCUUGGUGGGCAGGACUGGGACCGGUAAGAGUGCCACUGGCAACAGCAUCCUGGGCCAGAAGUGCUUCCUGUCCAGGCUGGGGGCGGUGCCUGUCACCAGAAGUUGCACCUUGGCCAGCAGAAGAUGGGCCGGUAGGCUGGUGGAGGUAGUGGACACCCCGGACAUCUUCAGUUCCGAGACCCCGCGGUCCGACCCCGGGUGUGUGGAGGCAGCCCGCUGCUUCGUGCUGUCCGCUCCCGGGCCGCAUGCGCUGCUGCUGGUCACCCAACUGGGUCGCUUCACCACGCAGGACAGCCAGGCGCUGGCCGCAGUGAAAAGGAUGUUUGGGAAGCAGGUGAUGGCGCGCACUGUCGUGGUGUUCACGCGCAAGGAGGACCUGGCCGGAGACUCCCUGCAGGAUUACGUGCGCUGCACGGACAACCGCGCGCUACGAGAGCUGGUGGCGGAAUGCGGGGGUCGCGUGUGCGCCCUCAACAACCGUGCCACAGGCAGCGAGAGCAAGGAUCAGGUUGAGCAGCUGCUGGACCUGGUCGCGUGUUUGGUGAGGGAGCACCGGGGCACGCACUACUCCAAUGAGGUGUACGAGCUGGUGCAGGCCACACGGUGCGCUGACCCCCAGGACCAACUCACCAAGGUGGCGGAGAUGGUGGUCGCACGCACGCAGAGGCGCACCGGGUUCCUAGCUGCGCUGUGGAGACGGCAGAAAUCCUACAGGCUGGGCUGGAGGGGUGUGAUGAUCUUUGUGGGUGCGGCCUUCUUGAUCUGUCUGCUGUUCUACAGAAAGGUCCCAGGCCUUUGGGAACCAGAGUAACAGAUAAAGCUGAUCUUAGAUGCUAUGACUAGGAAGAUCUUUAAAAACAAAAACAAAAACAAAAACAAACAAAAAAACAAAAAAACAAAACAAAAAAAACAAAAAACCAAAAAAAAACAAAAAAACUGAAUACUUAGAACUCUGCUCAGAGCUUCAGUGAUUCACAGUUGGGGAACAUGGCAUCAACUUUGCUAAGGUUCUGUGGUGCUGAGUCUCAGCUUUAACUACAUGCAUUCAGAGUUUUAAAAAUAAAAUUGUCAACUAACAAA
Rattus rattus (black rat) is the source of this 1561-nucleotide messenger RNA. RefSeq names its product GTPase, IMAP family member 1 (gene Gimap1). Gene Ontology annotation, molecular function: GTP binding. NCBI's taxonomy places the organism in Eukaryota, Metazoa, Chordata, Mammalia, Rodentia, Muridae. Gene Ontology annotation, cellular component: endoplasmic reticulum. The transcript has 4 exons. The record is from RefSeq and is a predicted model, not a curated record. Bases 390 to 1292 code for a protein of 300 amino acids.